AUGAUGGAAGAGCAAAAACUACAAUACCUGAAUGAGCUGCUUAAACGAAGAAAUGAGAGUGUAGAUAAAUACGUCGAAGCCAUGAAAAGCUGGGAGGAGCUGACACGGGAUAGUUAUGCAGAUCCCAUUAAAUUGAAUAUGGAUAAGUUUCUGGAAAUAAUGCUACUGGAUGGGUGUUUUAUCAUUGAGUUAUUUCUCAAGUUUGAGGAUUCAACCUUGAGAGAACACACGACCCCAUUUUCCAAAUUCCUAAGAUUCGGAAAAAACCAAAUUCCAUUUUCUGUCCUCAUCCAUUUAUUUCAUAUGACCGGAGAUUCAAACCAAGGGAAUCCACUACACAUCUUAGGUCCCUUGGCCCUCAAAUUUUUUCGUCCAACCAUUUCAAAUUUUGCGCGUUCACCACCUUCCUACAAUCAUCUUCUAGGCCUAGUACAUUAUGCCUGGUAUUCUUCUAUUGCUGGAAAUGGGCCCUUUCUUGUGAUUGAUACAAACCACCAAUUCAUAAAAAGUGUUACAGAGCUCCGAGAAGCCAGGAUUAAAUUCCAGAAGACUGAAUCUUCCUCAUUUCUCGAUGUUAAGUUUGAAAAUGGUAUCAUGAAAAUCCCUUCCCUUGUAGUUGAUGAUGAUACAGAGUGUCUAUUCAGAAAUCUGAUUGCUUACGAGCAAUAUGGUGGAGGAUUUGUGCAAACUAAUAUGACCGACUAUACGACUUUUAUGGAUCGCCUCAUCAAUUCCCCUAAGAAUGUCGAAAUACUUCGCCACUCUGGAAGAUGA
Molecule: messenger RNA, 774 nt
Organism: Ilex paraguariensis (yerba mate)
Lineage: Eukaryota; Viridiplantae; Streptophyta; Magnoliopsida; Aquifoliales; Aquifoliaceae
Source: the annotation of a GenBank genome assembly